Molecule: messenger RNA, 1452 nt
Organism: Ramularia collo-cygni
Lineage: Eukaryota; Fungi; Ascomycota; Dothideomycetes; Mycosphaerellales; Mycosphaerellaceae
Exons: 2
Coding region: 1-1452 (483 amino acids)
Source: RefSeq, a predicted model, not a curated record
AUGUCCUGGCCAUAUGCUUUGCACUCAAAAUUUAACCCCAACAACGACUAUACCAUUAUCGACUAUUCCAUGACAGCGCCACUCUUCCCGGACGGGUCUAACUUUCCUUGCAAAGGUUACCAGAACGACCUACCCUUUGAACCAGUGGCCGAGUUCGUUGCAGGCAGCGUCCAUAAUCUGACCUUGGCUGGAUCUGCAACGCAUAAUGGAGGCUCAUGCCAGAUAGCUUUGAGCUACGACAAUGGGGCGACCUUCAGGGUGAUCAAAUCUAUUAUUGGCGGCUGUCCCCUCGUGCCAUCAUACGACUUUACCGUACCGACCAUGGCUCCACCAGGAAACGCCCUUCUAGCCUGGACAUGGCAGAACCUCAGCGGCAACCGGGAAUUCUACAUGAAUUGCGCCCAGAUAAAUGUUGUGGCAGCGGCUGCAAGGCGUCGCCCGAGGCAGACGUACAACACAUUCGACAAUCUGCCUCUCAUAUGGAAAGCUAAUAUGGGAGGAAUAAAUGAUUGCGCCACUAUCGAGGGUGUGGAUGUCGUGUAUCCUCAUCCGGGAUCUUCAGUCACUUAUGGUAACGGACUUAGCGACUCAAGCCCUCCUACAGUUGGCACAUGCGAUGCUGCGAAGCCUUAUGGCAAGACAUAUGACGACCUUGCACUCACUCCUUCGCUGGAAAUUAAAUUCGUCACAUUUUCAUCUACGAUUAACUCCACCAUUUCUACCCCAGCAUCGUAUGCCGCGAGCUCCACCAGCAAAGCCACGUCGAUAAAAGCGACUACCAGCACAAAACGGCCAAGACCAGUUCGAACACGAUCGAAAGCCUCCAUUAGCUCCCAUGCACCUAGAUCGGCGGCGAUGGGCGACUACCCGCAAAUCAAACUAGCAAUGAUGACUACCCCGACGGCAUCCACACUCACAGUGACCAUUGAGGAAGAGUGCGAGACGACCGCUACAAUCACCAUCAACAGACCUUCCCAGAUGCCUGCAGCAUCCACCACAAGGAGUGAUCCACCAGUUGCGAGUCCGCGACCUCCUUACGCGACUGGAGAUCCAAACGGCGCCGAUGGGUAUCUACCAUGCGUACCAGGGACGUUUCUCUGCACAAGCAGGACGACUUGGCAGACUUGCAACUACAAUGAUGGUACAGUUAAGUCAUCUAUGGAGUGGGUUUGGGGUUAUGAAAGGACAGUUGCAGCUGGCAUGGAAUGUCUACCAUUCCUGUCUCCAUAUGCCGAUCACAUGUCCAUGCAACAGAGCAACUCUCCGAGUGGAAUGUAUAGAGAUGAUCGGUAUAUUCGCGCUCGUCCUGAUGGAGAUUGUGCCUCGGAUGGAACCCUUCGAUGUACCUAUGAGGGGUACCAGUUCGACAUAUGCGAUCAAGGUGGCUGGGUUCGCAUGGGGAGUGUCGCAGGCGGCACAAUAUGUCGUGACGGGGAAAUCGUUGCCGCAUAA